AUGACCGCCGAGAUUCGGACUCGUCAGCGGCCAGUGGAAAGUAAUGGAGUCAAGACGGAGGAAAAUGUGGAAGAACCGGCAGAGAUUUCGCCGCAUGAAACGAACUGUGGUGUGAUUAAGUGAGUUUUGAAUCGAAAUUUAAUGUCCUCAGUUUUUUUCUCGCAUUCUUUUGAGCCUGAUAUUUUCCUGUUUGACUUUUUCCAGUCCGUAUAUGAAUGCUCGAGCGAAGCCCGGCCAAGCCUACGAGCCAACCCGCCUCGAGCAUGUGGCUAACACGCUUACGCACGGGAUUGCCAUUGUUCCGUCGUUGCUGAUCACUAGGGUUUUGAUCGAAGCUGCCUAUCGGGACCUACAACAACAUCUGAUGGUAAUUUAUGGCUUCUUCACCACUGUAAGUAGGACUUUUUUACGUUGAAAAUUUUAAUUUUGGUCGAAGAAUGCGGUUUUUAUAUUGGAAAUUGGCGAAUUGGCCUGGCGGAUGAGGUGACUCAAAGUUCAAUUUUUGGGUCAACUGUUCCCAGGUCUUUGUGUACCGUGGGCUGAACACGGAAAAUCGCAUACUGAUGUUUUUCAGCUCCUUUUCACCGCAUCCACCACAUACCAUCUUGGAGAAUUGCUUUUCCGGCCGGAAAAACGCACUUUGCGAUAUUACCUGCACAUCACGGACAGAGCCGUAAUAUACUUCUUUAUUGCGGCUUCAGCCACGCCUUGGCUGACUCUAAGACAUCCGGAGACCACCGGCACAACUCUCAAAUGGGUGGUUUGGGCAUUUGCAAUGUUUGGAAUCGGUUAUCAACUGAAGUACCAUGAGAAAUACAAGACGGUGGAGACCUGCUUGUACGCAGUGGUUGCUUCGUUACCAUAUGUGGGGAUCCUCACAAUGCACGACCGGAAUGGAAUGCCUCUGAUGGUGGCGGGAGGAUUGGUUUACGCGAUGGGAGCAGUGUUCUUCAAAUUGGAUGGAAUCGUCCCUUUCGCACAUGCUAUCUGGCACAUGCAUGUGGUUGCAGGUAAGAGUUUCGCUUGAUUUGGGCUUGAAGUUUAGAUUUCUAUGGACGGUGUAGGUGUAGCGCAAAAUUUAUUGAGGUGGCCGUGGCAUUUUUAGUUUUGGUUCUAAAUUUUUUUCUCGAGGGGGCCGAGCCUAAAAUUUCCAGACCUAAAAAUCGACGCUUCUCGGGUCUACAACAGUUUGGGUCAGCUCAAAAUCAAUCGAUACGGGUAGGGCAGGUGGACACCCAAAAAAGGGUUGUGGGAAGUGCUUACGCAGCCUGGCAAAGCCGUUGCAUGAUCGGCGGAGACUUGGCGAAGACUUGCAAUAUGGCCACGUUUUUUCUAAUUUUAGCUAUUACUUACGUUAGCUUUAUUUACCCUAAGUAACAUAUAAAAGACCAAAAUUUGCGGCAAAAAACUAAGAUCCGUAACUUUUAUCCAGAUAUUAUUGAUGUGAGUACAUGCAAAAUACCUCAAAAUAGGUUAUAAACUAUCCUAGGAUCCGACCAAUCUUAUUAUUUUUAUUAACUAAGCCUUCUCCCAGUCUCUCCUAUGCGUAGAACCAUGAACCGACGCGAUCCAUAGUAUCGCUGACACGAAAAGUCGUAGCGCCAGAAAACUCUGCCCGGUCUUUUUCGAAAUUUCCGAAGCCCGAUCUAAAAUCUGGGCGUUGCUGGUCAAAUUUUUCGCUUUUUAAAAAAUCUUAUUCGAUUUGUUUUUUACUUUUUUCAUCUGCUUUUUCAGGAGCUUCCAUUCAUACGUACGCAGUGUACGCAUCUCUGUUGGGCCCGGACCGACUCAACCCAUUGCCAGAUGUUGAGUUUGAUUAGUGAAUUCCAAUGCUUUUGCAUUUUUAGCCGAGUCUUUCCAAAGUUCAGUAUUGA
Bursaphelenchus xylophilus (pine wood nematode) is the source of this 1874-nucleotide messenger RNA. Lineage: Eukaryota; Metazoa; Nematoda; Chromadorea; Rhabditida; Aphelenchoididae. The record is from the annotation of a GenBank genome assembly.